GGGCGCUUCCGCUGCGGGCGGUGGGGAGUCGCGUCAGGCCGCAGCGGAGGGUAGGUCUUUGCGGGACGCGUGGGGUGCCGUUCCCUGGAGCCUUCGGAUUGCUUUCCCUGCGUGGGGGCAGGCGGUGGGGCAAUAGGGGCACCUACCGCCGUAGCGUCCGGCCCGCAGAGUCGGCCUCUUUGUCGGGGCGCUGCUUUUGGGCUUCCUUCUAGAACUGUGUGAUGAGGUCCUCAUGGAAGUGGAAAGCAAUUUUAGCCUCAGCCAGGACUCCCUGUCCAGUCUCACGGCGGAGGACGUGCUCGUUCACUCUACUAGUGUCCACAGGGAGAAACCCAUCGGUCCUGCGGCGGGAGCUGGUGACCGUGUGAAAAAAGUGACGAUCGCUGUCAAGAAGGUUUGUGAAGCGGCUUUUCCCUGUCGGGGAGCUGAUGCGGUUUUGGCUGGAGGCGAAACACGCUGCGUUCCUUCAGCCUUGACAGCCAACGAGGCUCCGUGCGGGGGCGUAACCACCCGUACCUCCGGCACCCCCGGCAGCGCCGCGCCAGGAGUCCUGAGUACUAAAGGACAUACAGAAUGCCUGCUUUCAGUAGGAAAGUCUACAGAGCCCGUGUUUUUAUCACAAAUGGAUCCUAGAGAAGCUACAGUACAAGAAGAUCCUUCACUGCUACUGGAAGACAGCAGCAGACUUAAAGAUGAUGUUUUUAUUUCUCAAUAUGCUACCAGACAGAAAGAGGCUUUGAAAGCAGUAUUAAAGCAAAAAGCUCAAAAUGCUCCUGUACUUAAGGAGGUGAAGGUACAACUCUUAGGAAAUGCCUCCACAGAAAAAAAGGAAAGUUCUGGUCAUGAGACCAGGUCAGCAUACAGGGAAGUUGAUUCUGCAACAACCAUCGCAGCAGCAACUGCUGCUGCAAUUGCUACUACAGCUCCGCUUCUUAAAGUUCAAAAUGAAUUGGAAGUUAAAGUUAACUCAGUUUCAGAAUUACUUCAUAAACUACAGGAGACAGACAGACAAUUGCAGCGUGUUGCUGAACAGCAAACAAAUACAAAGACUCGAUGUGAGAAGCCCCACUGUGAUGAAGGGCUCAGUGAGCUUGCAAAACAAAUGAAUGUUUUCAUGGUACAACGGAUUCAACAUUUGGAAAAGUUACAGGAGCAACAAAUGAAUAUUCAGUCUCAUCUCAUUAGCUCUGCAGUCAACAUGGGUGGCUUACCGCAAAUUCAGCUACCUUCUUCCAGUCUCAUGACAAAACAGUCUGGGAAGCCAGAACAGCAAUUUCUUACUAGCGAAAUGUCUUCAUGUCAGGGGAGUUUAUUUCCUACCAGUGGUCCACCUGCCCAAGAGUAUUCAAGCCAAUUUCAAAGGCAUGGCAUUCAUACACAAAAAUCUCCCCUAAAGACACCAGUUCCUCGGAGAUAUGCUCCAGAACCUGUAUCAAAAAAUGUGAAAAUCUCAAAGAAAGAAAACUCUGUAACAGAAAAAGAAAAUAUUCCCAAAUCCAGGCGUGAAGGUGAAGGGAGGUUUCUUGAGCAUAUUCUGAAUUCUCAAGAAAUGCCACUGAGGCAAACAGAGUUUUCCGAGAGGACAACAUUAAAUAGUAAUAAAAGGAGCUGGCAUUCUGAGAGAGACAGGCAUACUGCUUUGCAUACAGACUCACUCCCAACUUUUGAAAGCUCCUUCCAAAACUGCAAUUCAGUUGAGAAAACAGUGAAGAAAGCAGAUGAUUUACUUCAAGAUCUUGGCCAGUUGAGAAGAGAAAUGCAUGAUGUGCUACAGUCAAAAAAACCUACUGUUGCCUCUAAUCUUCCUGAACAUCAUCAGCUCAAUAAACCAUUCAUUCUUCAAAAUGUUAAAGUGCCAAAAUCUAUUCUGAGGAAUGCUGAAAGGAUUUUGAGAGGAGUUCAAAACAAUAAAAAAGUUCUUGAAGACAAUUUGGAAGCUGUUAUUCGUGCAAAAGAUGGGGAUGCCAUGUAUACUUUUAUUAACGUCUUGACUACAAACAGAGACGUAUUGGAAGAGAUUCGUAUCAGAAAGACUGUGGAUAAGUGGAUUAAGGCAAUGAGUAUAGAAAUCCAGGCUGAAAUGACAAGAAAUGAUUCGAAACAAGGGAAAUAUCAUCAAAAGGUCCCAUGGAUCAACAGAACGCAGAACAUCAAGACUAUGAAAACCAAUAAAGAAAUUAAAGCAAAAACUCAAAAAAUCCAAGGAUGCUCGACAAAGAAUCCUUUAUCUGCAGCUAAGCCAUUGCAGAGGCAAGGAGAAGAUAACAUGAGCAAACAGAUGUUUAGAACUUACUUUUCUUCUGAAAGUUUGCAGAGGAAAGAAAAAAGGGCAGCUGGACCUGUGAAUGGAAGUGCAAUGAUACAAAAUGAAGACUAUCUGUAUCAAGUUUAUGGGAAACCAAUUUACCAGGGCCAUCGUAGCACACUUAAAAAAGCACCAUAUCUGAGAUUCAGCUCUCCCUCUCCCAAAUCUAAACCUCAAAGACCCAAGGUGAUAGAGUGUGUUAGAGGUACAAAGGUAAAGUCAGCAAGAACACAGACUUGUUCUCGCACACAGAAGGUUGUAACCAGCCUGAGGAAACAGCAUCCUUUAUGUGCACUUGCCCAAGAAAAUCAGUAUCUCUUUAGUCCAAGUAGAGAUGUGCCUGCUGUUUGCGGUCCACUUGAAGGUCACCUAAUUCCUAUGGCUAUUCCGCUAGGUCAAACCCGAAUUAACGAUAUCUCACUGCAGCCUGCUGGAGUAGUUAUAGGUAAACCGCACCCUGUUACAGUUACAACCUCUCUUCCUCAAGUGUCACCAAAACUACCGGUUGAGAUAAAAAAACCAAACAUAGCUGUAAUAGAGAUGAGAUCAGAGAAGAAGAAUGCACCUCAACUGUCUGUGCAGGUGUUACCAAAUGUAGAUAUUGACAGUAUUUCAAGUGACAGUGUGAGUGUAAACCAUGUUCUUCCAGGCUCUGAACCUGUACUGCCUCCUGUCAAUGCUGUAAUACAGACUCCAGACGAUGUACACUGUGAGGAGGAAGGCGGAAAGUUGCCAGGAACUAAUUUCAUUGAUGCUACUGAUGUCAUGCAGGAUCAGGAAGAGGAGGGGGAUGAAAUUCCAGAAUUCUUUGAGCCUCUUCUAGAGCUUAAUGGACAGUUUAAAGUUGCCUUGCCAAAAUACAAUGGUCCUUUGUUUCCUCCAGUGGCUUCUGCUCCUCAGCAGUCUUCUGAUGUUUUGGAUGAACUGAUUGAAAGGAGAGAAACUACAGAAAACAGGUUGAUAAAUUGGGUGGAACAAGAAAUAAUGUCAAAAAUUAUCAGUGGGAUGUACACAGCUCAGAAAGAAACACUGCCCAAUGCUAGCACCUCAGAGAGUGAAGACAGUGAGACUGCAACAUCUAACAUUGUUGAAGUUGCAGGUGGUGGAGGAUUUCAACUCUUUAUCAAUGCUGGUGUGCCUGUGGACUCGGAAAUGAUAAGUCAUUUUGUAAAUGAAGUGCUCAGUGAGACAAUUGCAACCAUGCUGGGUAACAGGCAGCCUCAGAAAGCCAUUCCUGCUACAAACGUUCUUCCAAGUGCAACAGUUAUGAUGGAGUCUCUUGUGCCUACUCCAUUGCCAACACCCCAGGCCACACCACCACAAACACCACCUUCAGAAAAAGAAUUGCCUCCAGUCAAAACUCCAGAGUCUUCUCUGUCUCUUACAGAAAUGAGUGGGGAUGUUCACGAACAUGAAAAAAUUAAAGAAACAGGAGUUGAGAUUCCAGCUGUCACUAGCUGUGUUGGCACACCUGUGGUUACACCUGUCAAUACGCCUCCUAGCACAACCACACCAAGCCCUCCUGCCUCAGAAUGGGUCUCCAAAGCUGCAAAAGUGGAAAGUACAAAGCCUCCAAACCCAUGGGAUGAUGCAGAGCUUCCUCUGGAAGAAGAGAAACCCAGUCCUUUAACUGAAGAACCAUUCUGUCCCAAGGCUGUUGAGAUGUCAGUGGCUAAUGAUGAAGAACCAGAGGCCUUGAUUUUCCCAUCUCAGCAGUUGUCAGCGAGGCCCUUCGAAUCGCUUCCUUGCAAUCCAGAGGUUCCACCACCUGUACCUACAGUUAGUUCUGGGCAGUCCACACAGGAAAGCAGCCUUAUCCUCACAGAAACAGAAACUGCGGACAGACCCAUCUCAGAAGGGGAGGUACUUUUCAGCUAUGGACAGAUUCUGGCUGCAAGAGCAUUAGCAGAAGGAGGACCGUCUCUUCCAAACCUUGCUGAGAGCUUAGAGAGUACUUUACAAGAUGCCAAUGAAAUGGAUUAUGAUCCUCCCAGUGAAGGGCAAGUAGUGAGAAGACUGGGUAAAGGCUAUCACAGGGAUCCUGUCCUGACUCUUUUAGCCAAAUUAAAUCAAGCACCUGUUGCUGCAAAAGAAGGAAGGUACCAUUUGGAGGAUUCUGAUGAUAGUGUUGGGGAGCUCAGUGAAGGUCAAAGACCGAGGCUGACCAGAGCAGCAGAGAGAAUCCUAACGCGACAUUCAGUUUAUAUGGACCAUCCAACUGCUCGGACUUCUGAGAACAGACCACACCAGGGUUUCCGUUCUCCAUCACCAGGGCAGCUUGCCCAAACUGGAGCAGAAAUUCUUGGAGAUGCAGAUACAAACUGUGGUCCAAUGUUUAUGUCCGAACUGGAAUUGCAACGUGUUUCAGAUCCUGUUCUGCAAACAGAACUAAGCUGCAGAAUGACAUAUCUCUCAGAGGAUCUGUUCCAGGAGGAAAACCGAGGAGCUGUAGAAGUUGAGACUCUGAGACCCCGAGUUAUUCAUGUGAGAAGGAAGUCUGAAGAGAUGCAACAAGAAGGAGAGGAUGCUGCCUCACAUAUGAAUUCCCAUGUUUCUGCGGCCAAGGUGUCAGUGAAGCUGCCUUCCAUGGACAUAGAUAGUGAAACACAGAGUAUGAGUAGCAUACGUGGCAAUUCAGAUUUUGCAGGGACAGAUACAUUUUAAAGCUCGUGGCUUUUUAUGUCCGUCACUGUCAAAAGAUUUUGUCAUUGGUACAUUUGUCUGCCCACUGUGAUAGCUUGGAUGUUUCAUCAAAAUUCCAGUCUUUCAGUACUAUUUAUUUUCUACUUUUUUUCUUAUAAUUUUGUGAUGAUUAUAAAUUUAGGCAAUGAUUCUGUUUGUGAAUAUAUCAAAUAUUUUUAAGCAAAUAAAAUGCAAUUCUUUCAGAAUCAUGGUGAGUAUUAAAAUCCAUGGCAAAAGUCUGUCUCACUGAUGGAAAAAAAUGCUUGGCUCAGUAUAAUGUCAGUACUGUGAAAAUGUUGAGCCAAAGGGAAAUAUAUUUGAAACCAAAGUUUGCAGGAAAAUUGUGUUUCUAUGUAUCUUCAGAGCUUGUUCAUCCUUAGAAGACUGCUAUCGCAAGUCAGUAAUUCA
Messenger RNA from Chroicocephalus ridibundus (black-headed gull), 5395 nucleotides. Its product is annotated as KIAA0586 ortholog. Gene Ontology annotation, cellular component: ciliary basal body; centriole. The transcript is spliced from 30 exons. The record is from RefSeq and is a predicted model, not a curated record. Gene Ontology annotation, biological process: smoothened signaling pathway. The coding region runs from base 233 to 4969 and encodes 1578 amino acids. Lineage: Eukaryota; Metazoa; Chordata; Aves; Charadriiformes; Laridae.